This is a messenger RNA of Schistocerca gregaria, 3600 nucleotides long. Its product is annotated as UDP-glucosyltransferase 2-like. NCBI's taxonomy places the organism in Eukaryota, Metazoa, Arthropoda, Insecta, Orthoptera, Acrididae. The transcript is spliced from 6 exons. The record is from RefSeq and is a predicted model, not a curated record. Bases 64 to 1380 code for a protein of 438 amino acids. Gene Ontology annotation, molecular function: UDP-glycosyltransferase activity.
GUGCGCGGACGCAAUCGUGUCUCUAAUGUUUUCAGUGUAGGUGCGCACAGGUUGGCCAGAGGAAUGAAGGCACAUAUACGGCUUGUCGCGUUAGUGGUGUGUUUGGCGGUGGGUGCUUGCAACGCAGCCCGCAUUCUGGCACUGUUCCACUACCCUGGCGGCAGCCACUUCAACACACUGGGCCGGCUGGUGCGCGAGUUGGCCGCCAGGGGCCACCACCUGACCGUCGUGAGUCACGUCCCCCUGGACAGCCCUCCGGCCAACUACACCGACGUCAGCAUCAGGGGGUCCGCUCCGCUCGUCACGGACACGUUCAGUGUCACGAGGCUUUUCUACGCAGCCAAGAAAGACCUUGGUCUUCUCGAUCUGGGCAUCACAAGAGAAAUUGCUUCAUACUUAUUCAACAUUGAUUUCAGAAACUGCAAAGUGGCAUAUGAACAUCCUGCCAUCGAAGACCUCAUAAGAAGCAUAAGGAGCGGCCAGAAGCAGUUCGACUUGGUGAUCGUACACGCUUUAACGAUCGACUGCUUCGACCCUUUCACACACCUGCUCGGUGGAGUGCCGCUGGUUGCCGUUUCCACCAACGUGAUGACGCCCUGGUGCAGCGACAGGGUUGCCAACCCACACAACCCCGCCUACGUCGGCACUUACUUCCUCCCAUACGAGACCGCCAACAUGGGUUUCUAUGAACGCUUUCUCAACACCGUCUAUCAUCUGUUUGUUAAAUUUGUGCGCCACCGCGCCCUCUAUGCGGACACAGAGGCGCUACACCGGCGCCACCUGGGUUCGCAGCUGCCGCCACUAUGGCAGUCGCUGUCGGCCACGAGCCUCGUGCUGCUCAACACGCACUGGACGAUCGGCGGCGCAGUGCCGCUGCUGCCCAACGUCGUAGAGGUCGGCGGACUCCACAUCGAGCAGCCGCAGCCCCUGCCGCAGGAGCUGGAGCAGUUCCUGUCUGGGUCUGCACAUGGAGCGGUGUACGUGUCGCUUGGCAGCCUGAUCGCCUUCCACACGCUACCGCUGGAUAAGAUGCGCGCCGUCCUGGAGGCGUUGUCCAGCCUGGAGCAGCGCGUGCUGCUGCGCUGCGACGCCUCCCAGCUGCCGGCCGGUGUGCGACUGCCUAGCAACGUGAGAGCCAGCAGGUGGCUGCCUCAGACCGCCAUACUGGUUACCGCGAGCGCGCCCAGCAGCUGUCUCGGCUGUUUCGGGACCGCCCCCGGCCGCCGCUGGAGGAGGCGGUGUACUGGGUGGAGUACGUCAUCAGGCACCGGGGGGCGCCGCACCUCAGGUCCGCCGCGCUGUACCUGUCCUGGUACCAGUACCUGCUGCUGGACGUCGCUGCCUUCGUGGGACUUGGUGCAGUCUCAGCGGGCACGUUGAUCUGUGUGUGUCUCAAGUCAAAAUAUAUGGAUUUGGGGUCGACAGUAGAUAACGUGAAACGAGAGUGAACCCGUCUCCCUGUCACUCUCUCUUUUUUCAUCCGCAUUACGGUGUCAUUACUAAGUUCCUCCAGGGUUUCAACUGAGAACUACAUGACAUAGAGAUAAUGACACGUAUCAGUAGAUAGAGUAGAUAGAGUUCUGUGGUAUGGUUACAGUAAUGAGCAUGCACGUCAUAACAUGUAGAUUUAACCUUCACGUUUUGUUGCACUGAAUCAGUUUGCACCUGUAGAUAAGCGCCACAGUGAAAAGAAUCCCACAGCUGGCGGCUGUGUCACCUCCUCGUGGAUUCCAUGUCAGCAACUUCGAUGAACCUCACGGACGCACUGUCUUUUGCCAUGCCAUGAACAGUACCCAUAUUCGAUAACUGUAAUGUGUGUCAAAAAUUUAGAAAAGUACUCCAUCCACUGAUGUCAUGUAUACACUGACAGAAAAAAAUCGCAACACAAUAAAUAAUUUCGCUAAUGUUUAUAUCAACAUAACAUAUUUAAGUGAUUAACAUUGCAAGCCCGCAGGGUAAUGUAACUGCAACACAAGCCAUUGCAAAUGUGAAAUCCUGGUACAUUAGUAACCGGUGUAACCGCUACAAUGUUAAAAAGGUGGGCAUGCAAACGUGCAUACAUUGUGUUGUACAGGUGACGAAUGUAAAUUUGUGCGGAUGGAGUUCCGUGGCUGUUCCACUUGGUCAGUAAGUACAGGGACUGUUAAUGCUGACUGUGGAUGACACUGGUGUUGUCGUUCAAUAAUGUCCCAUAUGUGGGCGAUUAGAGGCAGAACUGGUGAUUGAGCAUGCCGAGGCAAAAUGUCGACAGUGUGUGGAGCAUGUUCGGUUACAACAGCUGUAUGUGGGAGAGCGGUAUCCUAUCCGAAAACACUCCCUGAAAUGCUACUCAUGAAUGGCAGCACAGUAGGUUGAAUCACCAGACUGACCCACCAAUUUGCCGUCAGGGUUCGUGUGAUAACCAGGAAAGCACUCCUGUUCCCGAACCAUACGUACAGGUGUAGGUCCAUUGUAAAUUGUACACGACCUCCUUCUAACCGUCAUGUACCCAUCACUGGCACUAAGAACCAGCUUUCAUCAGGAAACACAGCAGACCUCCACCCUUGCCUCCAAUGAACUCCCGCUUCUCACUACUUUAGUCACAACUGGCGGUGGUUUGGGGUCAAUGGAAUGCACGCUACAGGGCGCCUGGCUCGGAGCUGUUCUUAAAGUGACCGAUUUGUAACAGUUCGUUGUGUCACUGUGGUGCCAACCGCUGCUCGAAUUCCUGCUGCAGGUUGCGCCAGAGCGAUACGCCGAACUCGAAGGUCUCCCCUCCUGCUAACGCCUGGAUUCGGUCUUCCUGCGACCAUACAUACUCAUAACCAUCACUGACAGCAGUUGCUACAUUCCUACCUAGUCUUUUUGCAGUAUCGCAGAAGGAACAUCCAGCGUCUCGUAGCCCUACUGCAUUUCCGACUAACAGCAAUUCACCAGGCAUAACGUCAAAGUUAACUAAAGGGCUCACAAGCAUUACAGCGUGCGUUUAAACCACUCUCAUAGUGGAGCUACUAGCGCCACGCUUAUGCAACAGGCCCGAAACUUGAACAGACUUUAGGAACACACCUAUCAAGAUUCGUUUAUGUCGUACAACUCCUUGUUGAUGUUGCAAUUUUUUCCGACCAUUGUAUACAAUUCUUUCUUUUUGUUUAAUUAACAUCACACGGAUUAUCUAAAUUUGCAUUUAUUUAAGUGUUGUACACAUACUGUUGUAUAGAAGCUAUGGCAACGUUGAUUAACAUCACUGUAAAACCAGAGAAUCCGGCAGUUUAAAGACAGUGAGACGAGAAAGAGGGUGGGAUAUUCUGGAGGUCAAAUAUAUGAAAAAUGAGGAUAUGAACUACUCAGCGACUAAUAAUUAUUGAAAAUGGUGUAUAAAGUAGGAGGAAUGAACGUGAGAUUCCAGCUGAUUAAAGUUCUUGAGACGUCGGAAGUGAUUUAUGGGCACAGAGGAGCAGAUGUAUGAUCUGUUAUUACAACAAAUUAUUGCUAAUUGUAUUAUGUGUCUUUGUUGUUUAAUAAGAGAUCACGCUAUUACAGUCAUAUCUGGGCGUUGUAAUGAAAAUAUGACAAAAAAUCGUCGACAGCGAGUAAACUGAAAAAAAAAGAAAGUUCCACCAG